UCGUCCUCGCUCGUGUGGACUCGUUGAUUUCCGUUCAUCAUCGCUUGCUGAAAAUGGCGCUGGUCUCCUUACGAAACUCGGCGACCUCGCUGUUGUUGUUUAGCAGAAGGUUAUUCGGCCCGCAGCUGACUACUCUCUGCUCAUAUCACGAAAAGGUGGUGGACCACUACGAAAACCCAAGAAAUGUGGGCUCUCUAGACAAAAACAGCAGGAAUGUGGGGACUGGUUUGGUGGGUGCACCGGCCUGUGGAGAUGUGAUGAAACUACAGAUCCAGGUGGACGAAAAUGGGAAGAUAGUUGAUGCAAAAUUCAAAACAUUCGGCUGUGGAUCAGCCAUCGCUUCCAGUUCCCUGGCCACAGAGUGGGUGAAGGGGAAGUCGGUGGAUGAAGCUCUGAAGAUCAAGAACACAGACAUUGCCAAAGAACUCUGCCUUCCUCCAGUCAAGCUUCAUUGCUCCAUGCUUGCAGAAGAUGCCAUAAAAGCUGCGCUCUCAGACUACAGAAUAAAACAACAGGACAAGAAGGAUGGACGUGCAAAAGCUACAAAUUAAUAUGUUGUUUUGAAGAAGCUGAGACAGUCACUUCUCUGCACCUGCCCGAUAAUACUUCACCGCUUUGAUGUUUGGAAGAAUAGUUACAAUAAUAUUACAUCAGAUGUCUGGGAGUGUUUUGACCCUUAAAAAAUCUUAUUAGAGAUAAACAUUGUCAAAGUGCCAGGGGUUUCUUUUUUUUCAUAUGAUCAGGAGUAUUUUCUUAAUUCAUGCUGAUUAUGUAGUCCAUGUUUCAUUUAAGACAAUAUAACCUACAAUUAAAAACAUUGUUCCUUCUUUUGUUUCUCUGCUCAUUAAAAAAAUACACAUCAUGAAUCAGAAA
Messenger RNA from Notolabrus celidotus (New Zealand spotty), 873 nucleotides. RefSeq names its product iron-sulfur cluster assembly enzyme (gene iscua). Gene Ontology annotation, cellular component: mitochondrial matrix; cytoplasm. The record is from RefSeq and is a predicted model, not a curated record. The transcript is spliced from 5 exons. Gene Ontology annotation, molecular function: 2 iron, 2 sulfur cluster binding; ferrous iron binding. NCBI's taxonomy places the organism in Eukaryota, Metazoa, Chordata, Actinopteri, Labriformes, Labridae. The coding region runs from base 54 to 551 and encodes 165 amino acids. Gene Ontology annotation, biological process: intracellular iron ion homeostasis; iron-sulfur cluster assembly.